Messenger RNA from Neodiprion fabricii, 3923 nucleotides. Its product is annotated as titin-like. The coding region runs from base 943 to 3534 and encodes 863 amino acids. NCBI's taxonomy places the organism in Eukaryota, Metazoa, Arthropoda, Insecta, Hymenoptera, Diprionidae. The record is from RefSeq and is a predicted model, not a curated record. The transcript has 9 exons. Gene Ontology annotation, molecular function: protein binding.
CCCUUCAAAAAAAUUAAAGGAACGUGAGGGAUAAGGGAUGAAUAAAUUUAAACGAAUGGUAGAAUAUUUGUGUGAAUAUACACAAUAUAUACGUAUGUAUAUGUAUGCAUAAAUACACGUAAUUGUAUGAGAACGUAUUUAAUGAAUAAAUAAAAGUACACGAGGUACUUGUUAAUCGGUGCGCGUUGUGAGAUAUAUAACUUGGUGUUAAAGCAGCUUGGGUUAAAAAAAGAAACAAGUAAAGAGAAGAAAUUGAAAAAAAAUGUUAAAUCGGUGAUAAAUCAAAUAUCGUCGACGUGUGAAAAUUUGGUGUUAUUUGUUUCGUUUUUUUGUUUCUUUUUCUUCUUCGAAGAAUUUGAUACGUUCUUUUUUACGUAUACGGAAUGAAGCCUGAAUUUAUUUAUACCCCAUGAAAACUGAGCUUAAGUGUUAUUUUUCACAGAUCUAAGAUCACGGCGACAUAUAAACGGCUUAAACCGCGGUGACAAGUCGGGCCCUGGCCGUCAGCCAGUCAAGUUUGCUUAAUUGAUGGUUGAUUAGAUUGCCCGAAUAAUCAUAGCAACAACAGCAAUGAUAAUAAUAGUAAUAAUAACAGCGACGGAAAUAGCGAUGCUGUGAUAAAACGCCGAGUCCAAUUAAUCAUUUCUCCAUGGUAAAUUAGUUAUUUUUUCAUUAUUUUACGUGCAAAGAGGAGAGAAUCGAGAAAAACGAGGAAAAAAAAAAAUCAAACCGUCAAUUUUUCAAAAUGCAGUGGCAAAAAAUUUCACACCAAUUAUAUCAAAAUAAAUAUGAUAGUUUAAUUAAUAAUUCGCAAUUAGCGAUGUGAAUACAGUGAAAUAUACGUAUGUGAGAAUUAAGCGAGUGUGAAGAGUGAAUGAAGGUGAUAAAUUCAUCCUCGUCAUUAUUAUCGUCGUCGUCGUUGUUCUUAAUUGUGAAAUUGAUAUGAAGAAGCUUUUAUUAGUGAGCGUAUUUUUUUUUGCAAAUGCCGAAGUUCUCAUAACCGACGUCGACCAACCGAUACCCAUCACCGAGGUUUCAGCGGUCGCGGGUUUCAAGGCCCGGCUACCUUGCGAGGUGGCCCCCUCUUCACGAGGCGACGUUCUCUUCAUGGUUCUCUGGUACAAUGAGAAAAUUGACGGCGAGCCGGUUUACAGCCUCGAUGUACGGGGGCGAGGCUUCGAUCAGGCCAAGUUAUGGUCGGACCCAAACGGCUUCGGCAGCCGCGCCCUGAUGAAUGUUAACGCCAGUCCGGCCGAGCUGGUCAUCGACGAUCUGCUCGCCUCUGACGCAGGCGUUUACAGAUGCAGGGUAGACUUCAAGAACAGUCCGACUAGAAAUGUCAAGAUCAAAUUGACCGUAAUCGUCCAGCCAGAUCGGCCAGUGGUGCUGGACGCGAAUCGGCGAACGAUUGAAAAGGUAUCACCGAUAUACAACGAGGGUUCAAAUUUGACCCUGUUCUGCGAGACCUGGGGUGGAAGUCCAUCUCCGAGGCUGACAUGGUACCUUGGCAACGAAGUGAUGGACGACACCUAUUACAGGGAGAAAGACGAGGUCACUGUAAACCGCCUGGACAUACCCAGGAUAACAAGAAAGUUUUUUGGAGCUCGUUUGGUGUGCCUGGCCAACAACAACAGGCUGGUACCACCUCUGAUGACGGAAAUAGUGAUGAACGUGAACCUGAAACCGUUCGCCGUCAACAUAACCAGCAAGGAGCCGAACCUCUCGGCGUUCAGAACCUACGAGAUAAACUGUACCAGCUUCGGGUCGAGACCGAAGGCUGUGAUAACGUGGUGGAAGGGAGAUCACCAGGUGAAGCACAUGGCAAGAAACUUUGCAGAGUUUCCAAACGUGACGAAAAGCAUCCUGAGCUACGUGCCGACAAUCGAGGACGACGGGAAGUAUCUGACAUGUCGAGCUGAGAACCCGGAAGUGCCUAACAGCGCUCUAGAGGACAGAUGGCAUUUGGUUAUCCAUUACCUGCCGAUCGUGACGAUAAGGAUAGGCUCGAGCAUCAACGCUCGGGACAUAAAGGAGGGCGACGACGUUUACUUCGAAUGCAACAUUAAGGCCAAUCCGAAGGCCUACAAGCUCUCUUGGUUCAAGAACGGCAAAGAACUGCAUCAGAACGUCUCGAUCGGCAUUAUAUUUAGCGAUCGUUCUCUAGUUCUCCAAAGCCUGACUCGCCACUCGACUGGCGACUACACUUGCCUGGCCGCAAACACCGAGGGCAAGUCUUCCAGUGAGCCGGUCACCCUUGAGGUCAUGUACGCGCCGAUCUGCAAGGAGGGAUCGGUGAUGCAGGUCGUCGGUGCGUUGAAGCAUGAGACGAUAUCCUUGUUCUGUGGCAUCCAGUCACGACCACCGCCGACCAAUUUUCAUUGGACAUUCAACAAUUCCGGUGAACUUGUCGACGUACCGUCGACUCGUUAUUCGCAGGUAGAGACUGUCAGACUGUUGACCAGCCAGUGGCACGGCUCGCGUCUCAACUACACACCGUCUUCCGAAAUGGACUAUGGGACCAUCGCCUGCUGGGCCAGGAACCAAGUUGGCAGACAAAAGAACCCUUGCCUCUUCCAGAUCAUCGUUGCCGGUCGACCCUAUCCGCUUCACAAUUGCACUGCCGUUCAGUCCACCGGGCCCUACGCCUACAGAAUGGGACUGGACGAGGGUAGAGGUACGGAUUCGCGUGAGGCUGAUUGGCUGAUAGUGAGAUGCACCGAGGGUUUCGACGGUGGUUUACCAGUGACGAGUUUCGAGCUGGAGGUUUACAGCGAGGAGACAGUUUCCCGGGCGAACACGAUAUUCUCCUCGAACCAGACGGACCGACUAGGCUCCCAAGGUCCGAUAUUCGAGGUGCCGGGCCUGGAACCAGGCCGAAACUACAGACUGUUGCUCUACGCGGUGAACGCCAAGGGGAAGAGCGACCCGGUUGUCCUGGAGCCGAUAACGUUGAAAGGGGUGGCGAUGUACACGACGGGUCGAGAUUCCUCGGAAAACAAGAAGGACUACAGCCUGCUGGUCGCGUGUUUCGCCGGUGGUGUAACGGCGGCGUGCAUCCUGGUCGUCGGUGUGACGUUGACGCUGUAUCGUCGCAGCCACCCGUCGCGCCUGGCGAAGGUCCCGCAGGAUGCGGAUAGGGAGGUACGGGAAUACAGCGAGUUGCGUAAGGACGAGAAGCGGCCGCCGCGGGAUCCGAGGCCGCAGGACCUCCAGGACCCCUCGCAGGACGAGGAGCCCGACGUUAUCCCGAUAAAGGUCGACCGUCGGCCGGACAUCUUCGAGCCGACGUACGCGGCGAAACCGGAACGGAUAAAAAACUUCCCCUCGAACAUCGAGCGUUUCGGUUAUCCCUCAUCGCCGUCCUCCGUCCUCCACGGCAAGGACUCGUGGAUAUACUCCGAGGGUUUCACGGAGCGCCCUUCGCCCCCAGGAAACCCCCUAAUUAGCCCCCUUCGUCCCAACACCCUUCCCGUCGUCCGUAAUCACGAUAAUAUCUGCACGCGGAGUUCCCGCGUUCAGGAAAGUUCUAUAUAAUACCAUCGUCAUCAUAGUUAUAUUACCAAAUUUCUAUACCCUUCAUUAUUUGUAUAUUAUUUUCUUAACAACGAUAAUUACAGGGGAUUUUAAAAGCAGACGAAAACUGUAUACGUGUGUUAUAAUUGUAUAUUGUUUCGUAAUGUUUCUCGUCGAUAUCGUUGACACAUAUCGUGUGUAUAUAUUAUGUUUAUUUGACUGUGUAAUAAAAAAAAAAAAAAGAAACUAACAAAAAAAAAAAAAAAUGAGACAAAUCUGUUGUUGAAUCAAAAAUGAAAAAUACGAAAAAUGUAUAUCAAUGUUUGUACAUAGACAAUAAUGAUAAUAAUAAUAAUAAUAACAACAACAACAACAAAAACAAAAUUAAAGUAAUUAAUAAAUCGCAUCGU